Molecule: messenger RNA, 723 nt
Organism: Fulvia fulva
Lineage: Eukaryota; Fungi; Ascomycota; Dothideomycetes; Mycosphaerellales; Mycosphaerellaceae
Exons: 2
Coding region: 1-723 (240 amino acids)
Source: RefSeq, a predicted model, not a curated record
AUGCCGCCUGUCGCGAGAGCGCAACGUCCCCGCAACCUCCCAGGAUAUCCGACGCCCAAUGAAGUUUCUGCUGUGAGCCUUUCAGUACACACGAUCCUCGAACGACUGGGCUCACUGAUGAUGAAUGCUGGACAUAGGCUCUGGAUAGUGUCCCGACACGAGGUGAAUCCGUGGAUCAUUGAGUGGUUGCACGACACUGACAGUGUCAACAGGCAGUUAACGCACAACGACGAGCAAUCAGACAGCCGAGUUGCUAGACUGCAGCGCCCGAAACUCAAAAGUCUGCUGGCCAGCAAGAUCUGGUCCGCAAGCUCUGAACCAAAGCACACCCUAGCCAUGGCACCAGCAUCUGGCAUCAGCCUUUUUGCAGCUGAACGUGUGGCGGCUACGGGUGCGAAGCACUUCGUUGCUCAGUUCAGCAGGCGACCGAUCAGCACCGUCUGCAGAAGAGCGCAGCCCAUCUGCACAAAGGCAAGACUUCCACCUCAGCGAAUUGGCUUCAGAAAGCUUACCCAGAUUCAACUGCAACGAAUCAGCCCCGGCACGCUCAUCCAGCCUCGACUUCUCCAACAGCUACAACAAAUUCGGCCAAGCCGAGACAGAUAUUGCUUUCUCCUCCUGAGAGACAGGUUCUACAGCCUCGGUCUGGCACCACCCGAACCGCUUCUCAUCGCCAUGAGCGAUCUGGGAAUCAGCACAUCCAACUAUGGGCAAGGGACUUAG